GUGUGGGGGGGCGUCAGUGCACACCAGCACCAACCCGCUUGGCAGCUGUAUUCCUUGGCUGUGAUUGGGCGGAGGGCGGUGAUUCCUUCUGUCACGAUUUGGGUCGCUCCCACCGGAGGACACCGACCGUCUGAGUCCAGCCUUUACCGAAGAGACGGUGCACACCGGGAGGGGAGAGAUACGCAUGAAGGUUUCGUCUCAGGAGCUGGACUGAUAACUGGGGAUUUUGUCCUCCUGCCUGUGUCGGUGAGGAGAGGAGAGGAGAGGAGAGGAGAGAGGGGGGAUCUUCAGUGCUGGAGCGACCAGUCGCUUUUCUUCUAUUGGGGUCUGCGGUAAAAGUCGUUCACGAUGCCGGUGUUUCACACCAAGACCAUCGAGAGUAUCCUGGAGCCGGUGGCCCAGCAGAUCUCCCACCUGGUCAUCAUGCACGAGGAGGGGGAGGUGGACGGUAAAGCCAUCCCAGAUCUGACGGUGCCGGUGGCCGCGGUGCAGGCGGCAGUCAGCAACCUUGUGCGGGUGGGGAAGGAGACAGUUCAAACCACCGAGGACCAGGUGAUGAAGAGAGACAUGCCUCCUGCGUUUAUCAAGGUGGAGAAUUCGAGCUCUAAGCUCGUCCAGGCGGCUCAGAUGCUAAAGGCAGAUCCAUACUCUGUGCCUGCACGGGAUUACCUGAUCGAUGGAUCCAGAGGGAUACUGUCCGGAACGUCGGACCUGCUCCUUACCUUUGACGAGGCCGAGGUGCGUAAGAUAAUACGUGUGUGUAAAGGUAUCCUAGAGUAUCUGGCAGUAGCUGAGGUGGUGGAGACCAUGGAGGACCUCAUCACUUACACCAAGAACCUGGGACCAGGGAUGACCAAAAUGUCAAAGAUGAUUGAGGAGAGGCAGCAGGAGCUGACGCACCAAGAGCACAGACAGAUGCUAAUCAACUCCAUGAACACUGUCAAAGAGCUGCUGCCUGUUCUUAUAUCAGCUAUAAAGAUUUUUGUGGCAACCAAGAGCAGUCGAGGAGCCGGCGUGGAGGAGGCGGAGAGGAACAGAAGGUUCACGUUUGAAAAGAUGAGCGCUGAAAUCAGCGAAAUCAUAAGAGUCUUACAGCUCACCACAUGGGAUGAAGACGCCUGGGCUAAUAAGAAGGAUAUGGAGGCUUUGAAGAGAUCUCUGGCUUUGAUUGAGUCAAAGAUGGCACAAGCUAAAACCUGGCUCAAAGACCCCCAUGGACAGCCAGGAGACCCCGGUGAGGUCGCCCUGCGUGUGAUACUGGAUGAAGCUGGUAAAGUUGGAGAGCUGUGUGCUGGGAAGGAGAGAAAAGACAUACUGGCAACUGCUAAAGCUCUGGGACAAAUGACUGACCAGAUCGCGGAUCUACGAGCCAGAGGCCAGGGCCCGACCCCAGGGUGUGUGCAGCGUGCAGGCCAGUGCUCACAGGGCUUAGACUUGUUAUUUGGCAAGGUGGAUGGUGCUGCUCGCAGACUGGAGGCUCUAAUCAAUGCCAAGCAGGCCAUUGCCAGAAGGCUGGAUGCUGCACAGGCCUGGCUUGCUGAUCCUAACGGCGGUCCUGAGGGUGAAGAAAACAUCAGAGCACUACUAGCAGAGGCCAAACGCAUCGCAGAUCUAUGUGAAGACCCCAGAGAGAGGGAUGACAUCCUGCGCUCCAUCAGUGAGAUCGCAGGCCUCACUGCUAGACUUAUGGAGCUACGCAGACAGCUCAAACUGAAUCAUAAUGUCACCAAAGGCUGGCAUAUGUUUCCUGCCUGGAAAAUGUGUUGUUGCCUGUCAACCCUGGGCAUCAGUCCUACAAUAAGGGGUAAAGGUGACAGCCCGGAGGCCCGUGCACUGGCAAAGCAGAUUGGGGCAGCGCUGCUGACCCUGCAGUCCAAAACCAACCGAGCCGUAGCCAACAUGAGACCAGCUAAACCUGCCGUCACUCUGGAGGGCAAGAUGGAGCAGGCCCUGCGCUGGGUGAACAACCCCGGAGUGGACGACAGAGGAGUAGAGUGUGAGAUACUACAGUGGAACACAGGUCAGGCAGCAAUCAGAGGAAUGGUUGGAGAGGGGAAGAGGCUGGCAGGAGGCCUGUUAGGCCCGUACCGUCAGGAUAUGAUCGGACGCUGCGAUCGAACGGAGGCUCUAAUGACAUCUUUGGCAGACAUGGCCAGCAGGGGCGAGGCUGAGGCUCCUCAUGCACGGGCUACAGCCGCACAACUGCAGGACAGCCUCAAGGACCUGAGGCAGCACAUGCAGGAGGUGAUGACCCAAGAAGUAUCUGAUGUUUUCAGUGACACCACCACCCCUAUCAAACUGCUGGCUGUGGCUGCAACUGCUCCCCCCGAUGCCCCCAACAGGGGAGAGGUUUUUGAAGAGCGUGCAGGGAACUUCGAGACCCACGCCGGUCGGUUGGGAUCGACUGCAGAGAAGGCUGCUGCCGUGGGAACAGGCAAUAAGAGCACAGUAGAAGGCAUACACGCUGCUGUGAAACAUGCCAGAGAGCUCACGCCACAGGUGACCUCUGCUGCUCGGAUCUUGUUGAAGAAUCCUGGGAAUAAAGCAGCAUAUGAGCAUUUUGACACGAUGAAGAACCAGUGGAUUGACAAUGUGGAGAAACUCACUGGCCUGGUGGAUGAGGCCAUCGACACCAAAUCUCUGUUAGAUGCCUCUGAGGAGGCUAUAAAGAAAGACAUUGAUAAGUGCCGUGUUGCCAUGGCGAAUGUUCAGCCCCAAAUGCUUGUUGCCGGGGCAACAAGCAUAGCAAGACGAGCUAAUCGGGUCCUGUUGGUGGCUAAGAGAGAAGUGGAGAACUCUGAAGAUCCGCGUUUCAGAGACACGGUGAAACACGCGUCAGACAUCCUCUCACACACCAUCUCACCCAUGGUGAUGGAUGCUAAGGCGGUGGCUGGGAACAUACAAGAUAAGGCUUUGCAAAAGGCCUACUUGGACUCGUGUCUGAGGAUCCUGGCUGCAGUCGGAAAAGUUAGAGAAGCCUUCCAACCCCAAGAGCCCGACUUCCCUCCUCCACCACCUGACCUGGACCAGCUCCAUGUUAGUGAUGAGCAGGCACCACCCAAGCCCCCAUUGCCAGAGGGCGAAGUGCCUCCACCACGGCCCCCUCCUCCUGAGGAGAAAGAUGAAGAGUUCCCAGAGCAGAAGGCUGGAGAGGUGCUCAGUGAGCCCAUGAUGGUGGCCGCCAGGCAGCUGCACGAUGAGGCACGCAAGUGGUCAAGCAAGCCCCAGCCCCCUUGCCCCACCCAGCCUGAGGAUGAGGAGGCAGUAGAGGAGAGGGAGGUAGAUGAUGAAGAUGAGUUUACUGAUGGUGAGGAUGACUAUGAGCCAGAACUGCUGAUGAUGCCCUCCAACCAGCCUGUCAAUCAACCCAUUCUGGCAGCUGCCCAGUCUCUCCACCAGGAGGCGCGCAAGUGGUCCAGCAAGGGUAACGACAUCAUUGCAGCAGCCAAGCGGAUGGCUCUGCUAAUGGCAGAAAUGUCUCGGCUGGUGCGUGGUGGAAGUGGGAACAAACGAGCCCUGAUUCAGUGCGCAAAGGACAUUGCCAAGGCCUCGGAUGAGGUGACAAGACUGGCUAAAGAAGUGGCCAAGCAGUGCACCGACAGACGCAUCAGAACUAAUCUGCUACAGGUGUGUGAACGAAUCCCCACCAUCAGCACUCAGCUGAAGAUCCUCUCUACUGUUAAAGCCACCAUGCUGGGACGGACAAACAUUAGUGAAGAGGAGUCAGAGCAGGCCACAGAGAUGUUGGUCCAUAAUGCCCAGAAUCUGAUGCAGUCAGUGAAGGAGACUGUCAGAGAGGCAGAAGCAGCCUCCAUCAAGAUCCGCACAGAUGCAGGAUUCACCCUUCGCUGGGUGCGCAAGACCCCCUGGUACCAAUAAACAAACCUGGUAACCGAAACUAGCAACAUUGUUAACUUGGCACCGAUCGCACACACCUUGAGUAAAAGUAGCAAUGUGUCUAAUCAUGAUGAGUAAACAUGUGCACUUUCUCAGGGAGGAGACUACAGGUGAUUUUGAUCCAUCCUCUGCUGUAGUUUGGGUGUGUCUAGCAGGAAGCAUUAGAUAAGCAGGUUUCAUUUAUUGGAGUGAGUUAAGCUUUGCUCUCCAGUUCCCUUUAUCUGUAUGUGUGGAAUCACGCAGGCUAAUCGGAGACAGUUUUUAAUAUAUAUUUUUGGUAUGUUGUGUUACAAGAGUUUAUCCAAAUCCCAGGUAUAUAUUUUUUGCAUGAGAAUUUUUUCUAUUUUCUAAAGGCAAAUGAUGACAAUAAGAUACGUGUCUCCUAGAGGAUAUUUACUUUUAAUUCAGUUCUUUUUCAGUGGGAGUUUCUUAAUGUCUAUUGUAUAUACAGUAAUUAUUUGUUUUAUGGACAACACUCAGAUAUGAGCUUUAUACACUGACACUAAAGUGUGGAGUCUUGUGUGGGCCGAUGAGCUCUCUCUUCAUGUUUACUUUUAGUUAUAACGAUGUUCUUCACUGAAGAUCUAUGAAUUCAAAGAUGAUACAUCAUCGCCGCUGUCUGGUGAUGUUUAUACUUGAAGAACUAAACGGUCUUCUGGAUUAAAAGUGUUAGGACUUAUAGGUAAAUGGUACAGUUUUCAAAAGUGAUUGUAUAAUUUGAAAAAUUGUUGAUUGCAGGAAGGUUGACUCGUAAUAGAUAAGAUUGACUGUUGCGGUAUGAGUGACAGUAAGUCAGAGUGAGAUGUUUUUAAUGUGUGUUUUUGAAUUCUUUGCUGGACUUUAUUUAACUUUCACAGUGAACAAUGCCAAAGGAUUUGUUUUACAUUACUGUAUGCUUCAUGAAGUUCACUUAAAAUCCAGGUUAUCACAAAACAACAGAUUAUUUUCUUUAGAGACCCUGAAAUACUUUUUAAGUACUGUUAUUAUAUAUUUGUUUUUUGUUUCUGCUUUUUUUUUUUUUUUUUUUUUUACUAAUUGUAGUGCUUUGUUUCUGCACUAUCUCUGUAACAGUUGAACUGUUUGGAUUUUUCUUUUCAAAACCGAUCAAAACCAAUGACAUUAGACCGCCUUCAACCUAUUUUUAGACUUUUCUCCAUGUGUGAGCUCAGUAGUCCCACUGAAUGCUCUGACACAUAAUUUUAACUCAGAUUUUCUAAACAACCCCGGUGGUUUGAGAACAAAAACAACCUUUUAAUGAUAUUAAUCAUUGAUGCCAGUCUGGCAGGAUUUUUUUUUUUUUUUUAGGUUUAGAGAAUUUUUGUUUGGAAGAAUUACACAGCAGUUUAACGAUUCAUGAUUGGUAACUUAAUAUUAUAUGCAAUCAGAUCAGUGAAUGCAUAUUUUCAUUCCUAAAACAACCUUUCAGGCAUAUUUUUACAAUGGCUGGGCAAAUUAAACUGUUAAAUGGAGAAUUUGUUUGUGUAUGUGUGAAGCCUCUUCACUUGAACAGUAUUAGAGAGCUCUUUAAACAGCAGCACAGAAUGUUAACUGCAUUUUCAUCUUUUUUGGGCCUACUGAGCAUGUAGCAGUCACUGACCCCCUCACUGAGAGCGACAGGGUGUUCUUCUGUGUGUACUUGAUGUGUUCAUUUACACCCUGAAUGUAUUCUGAUAGCUUCUAGCCCUGCCAACACAUCUGCUGUGCCUUGGAAGAAUAAAAGACUAUAAUGAC
Molecule: messenger RNA, 5628 nt
Organism: Larimichthys crocea (large yellow croaker)
Lineage: Eukaryota; Metazoa; Chordata; Actinopteri; Sciaenidae
Product: vinculin
Exons: 25
Coding region: 349-3879 (1176 amino acids)
Biological process (GO): cell adhesion
Cellular component (GO): actin cytoskeleton
Molecular function (GO): actin filament binding; structural molecule activity
Source: RefSeq, a predicted model, not a curated record